Schistosoma mattheei is the source of this 1290-nucleotide messenger RNA. The record is from the annotation of a GenBank genome assembly. Lineage: Eukaryota; Metazoa; Platyhelminthes; Trematoda; Strigeidida; Schistosomatidae.
AUGGUCGACGUACCUUUGACUAGCGAUUCUAUCGCAACUGUUCGCUUACGCUUGCUGACAAGUACCGGCUCAAUCAUUUCGAGCAAUGAUUUUAGCCUAUUGACUCAUAAGGAGGCAACUCGAACAGCUUUCAACUUGAUGACCAGCCAUGGAUCACCCAACAAUUCAAACAAGGAUCAUGGUUUGCUUGCGCCGUUUUGGCUAUCAACACUGCGUGUAUAUGUUCUUCAAACCCCAGUGUCCUUCAGUCGAUAUAAUGUGCCUGGUGAAAUAGUUCGGCGUAUUCAGCUUAGCUCAAAGGGUGAUUGGUUAGAAGUCAACCAACCACCUGAAAAUCGUCGAUUAGAAAUGGUCUUAUCCAUUGAGCCACUUUCGAUUGGACAUUUGCGUUUGCGGUGUAUGUUGGAGGCAGUGGCUGAUCAGUUACUCUCUUAUGGUAUAAAAUCAAAGGAGAUUGACGAGAUACGUGGUAUUUUUCUCGACACCAAUUUAUACCUUCUGCUGACCACAUUAUUUGUUUCUGUUUUCCAUCUGUUGUUCAGUUUUCUGGCGUUUAAAAAUGAUAUUUCGUUUUGGCGUCGGUCAGAUAAUUCAGUUGGAAUUUCUUUACGAACUAUUGUGUGGAGAUUCGUCAGUUCCUUAAUUAUAUUUCUACAUUUAUGGGAAGAGAAAAGUAGCCUACUAGUUUCUGUUCCAAUGGGAAUAUCUACUUUGAUAGAAUUGUGGAAGUUAGGUCGAAUGACUAAAUUUUCUAUUAGUUUUUAUCAUGGUGUCCGAUGGGGUAAACGGUCGAAGGAGGAAGAAGCAACCGAUCAAUUGGAUGCACAAUUUAUGCGUUGGCUGAUGUAUAUUAUGAUUCCUCUUUGUAUUGGUGGUUCGGUUUAUUCCUUAUUUUAUCUACCACAUCGAAGCUGGUAUUCUUGGUGUUUAGAGACUAUGGUUAAUGGUGUCUACGCUUUUGGAUUACUAUUAAUGACACCCCAACUUUUCCUCAACUAUCGAUUAAAAUCUGUAGCACAUUUACCAUGGAAAGCAAUGACUUACAAAGCAUUCAAUACUUUUAUUGAUGACUUUUUCGCAUUCAUUAUCGUAAUGCCUACAUCACAUCGUAUUGCUUGUUUACGUGAUGAUUUAAUAUUUUUAAUCUAUUUAUAUCAACGAUGGCUUUAUCCGGUAGACAAAUCACGUAUCAAUGAAUUUAGUGAAAUGACUGAUGAUAAUUUCCAGUCAAAGUCUACUUCUGAUGUUACAAGUUCUAACAGUGAUAAAGGGAAAUCUAAACUAGCAUGA